UCUACUUCCUUCUCGUACUUUCUUUCCGUAACAGCUGCAUUGCACGGGGAUAGCAAAAGCAAUAUAACAGCAAAUUAAACGCGGAAUCUGCAAGUCUAGCUAGAAAAGCCUUUUUGGACACCAGAACAAACAUGUCACACACAAUUCUGCUUGUCCAGCCAACAAAGAGACCAGAGGGGAGAACAUAUGCCGACUACGAGUCAGUCAACGAAUGCAUGGAGGGUGUGUGUAAAAUGUACGAGGAGCACCUGAAGAGGAUGAACCCCAACAGUCCCUCCAUUACCUAUGACAUCAGCCAGCUGUUUGACUUCAUUGACGACUUGGCCGACCUCAGCUGUCUAGUGUACCGGGCGGACACUCAGACGUACCAGCCGUACAACAAAGACUGGAUCAAGGAGAAGAUCUACGUGCUGCUGCGGCGUCAAGCCCAACAAGCUGGGAAGUAAAGGCAGGAAGGGAAGGAGCCGAGAGGUUGUCCCCUUUGCACAGAUCUAGGAUCAGUUUACUCCACCCUGAAGUAAAAACCACUAGGAAGUAAAAAGCCCAAACUGAUUCGAGACCAGUACAUAGGGGCAACUUAAUCCUGCACCAUGGGUGGGCCUUGGCUUUUUGGUAGAGGCUGUAUAGUGAGGGGGACAGUGGCCCUUUUCGAAUACACACAGUGCAUUCACCCUCCCUUGAGAUAAUCACAGAUCUAGAAGUGAUUGGAUAGAUGAGAGCAAGGUUAUCAACCAUUUUGCUUUCACCAAUUCAACUGAAUCCGAUAAGUGAUUAGUCCAAAGAAGGGAGGAAAGUAUUCGAACAGCGACAGUGAUCUUGGGGUGGGGAGACAAGCCUAUGAUUUGUUUGGGUCUAUUCUUUGUGGGAGUGGCUAGUUGAUUGAAGGACUAAUUUAUUGGUAAAGAUGGGUCUAUUGAACAAAAUAAAUACUAGACAAACAAGGAUACAGGAACUAAAAACAGGAUAACUAUUUUUGUAUCAUUAUUGUUUGUCUUUCAAUAAAUGUUAAUUUCUGUUCAAGGAAGAGGGUUAUGAGGAAUGUGACUAUUUGCUUUGUUUUUAUAAAAGUAAGCGAGAGUUUAAUUGAAACACGCCACUGAUGAUGUCCGAUAAGGGUGUAAUUUGUUCAUUUUAUAACAUCUGACAAAUGAUUGUCCUGAAAUGCUGAUUAUUAAUUUAGGGUGAGUUGUCAGAUUUAUUUUCCAUAUUUGCACCUCUUACUACCAUAAUUUUUAUUUAAGACCUGUGAAAUCCUGUUUUUGUAAACUUUAUUUGGUAUUUGUCUGACAUCUAUUCAUGUUUUCUCCAGUAAUUUUGUUUAUUUUCUCUGAAUACAGGAAAUAAACUAUUCUUUUCAGAUUUUA
Messenger RNA from Coregonus clupeaformis (lake whitefish), 1364 nucleotides. RefSeq names its product enhancer of rudimentary homolog. The transcript has 4 exons. Bases 132 to 446 code for a protein of 104 amino acids. The record is from RefSeq and is a predicted model, not a curated record. Lineage: Eukaryota; Metazoa; Chordata; Actinopteri; Salmoniformes; Salmonidae.